AUGUCUAAUAGAUGUCCAGUAUGUAAUAAAUUUGCUUAUGCUGCUGAGUCUUGUAAUAUUAACGGUACAUUUUAUCAUAAAUCUUGUAUGAAAUGUAAAGUAUGUAAUUGUAACCUUUCUAUCUCAAGUUAUAAACUUUUAAAAGGAACAAACGAAAUUUAUUGUUCUGUUCAUCUUCCUCAACCAAAAAAUCUUCAGGCAGCUACAACUUUAGAAACAAUGACAGCUAAACAAUGUCAUAGACCAGAACUUGUAAAUAAGAAUAUUCAAGGUGGUGUUGAACAACGAAGAAAUCUCCAAGCAACUGAUACUCUUGACAUUCAAUCAGCUCAACGAACUAAAGGAGUGUUAGUAAAUAGUCAAGUCCGUGGGUGCUGUGAACAAAGAACAAAUACAGGUAAAUUGGGAAUUGCAGACGUUAAUGCUAUUGCACAAUCAAAGUCAUCACAAUCACUUGUCAACGGUCAGGUCCAUGGUGGGUCAGACCAAAGAACAAAUACAGGUAAGUUGGGAAUUGCAGACGUUAAUGCUAUUGCACAAUCAAAGUCAUCACAAUCACUCUACAACGCUCAAGUUAGAGGUGCUGGUAGAAAUUGUCAAGCAACUGAAAGUAUAGAAAUUGAUCAUAUCAAACAAGCUCCAAAAGUUGGUGUCAUUCAAAAUCCACAGAUUAGAGGAACAAAAUAA
Messenger RNA from Entamoeba nuttalli P19, 687 nucleotides. Its product is annotated as LIM zinc finger domain containing protein. The record is from RefSeq and is a predicted model, not a curated record. Gene Ontology annotation, biological process: actin filament bundle assembly. Gene Ontology annotation, cellular component: actin cytoskeleton; plasma membrane. The transcript has a single exon. Gene Ontology annotation, molecular function: actin filament binding. Lineage: Eukaryota; Evosea; Mastigamoebida; Endamoebidae. The coding region runs from base 1 to 687 and encodes 228 amino acids.